ACCUUGAAGCGCAUACACCGCGAAAUAUUGGAUCUCAAGAAGGAAGACAUGGGAAACAUCAAACUCGGGCCAUUGGCAGACGACAACCCAUUUCUUUGGAAGGCGCGCAUUCCAGGCCCCGAGGGCAGCGUGUACGAAGGUGGCGUGUUCGAGGUAGAUGUGCAGCUCGCCCAUGACUAUCCAUUCUCGGCGCCCAAGAUCGUGUUCCAGACAAGGAUAUACCACAUGAACAUAUCAGAUCGCGGAAAUGUCUGUAUCGAUAUUCUCAAACACAAUUGGUCCCCGGCACUCUCUGUUUUCAAGGUUAUCCUCUCCCUUUCCUCCUUACUUACGGACCCUAACCCGAGUGAUCCACUAGUGCCAUCUAUUGCAUCCGAAUACCUGCGGCGUCGUACAACGCAUGAUCAGACUGCUCGACAAUGGACAGAGCUCUACGCA
Molecule: messenger RNA, 438 nt
Organism: Heterobasidion irregulare TC 32-1
Lineage: Eukaryota; Fungi; Basidiomycota; Agaricomycetes; Russulales; Bondarzewiaceae
Exons: 5
Biological process (GO): ubiquitin-dependent protein catabolic process; protein polyubiquitination
Cellular component (GO): nucleus
Molecular function (GO): ubiquitin conjugating enzyme activity
Source: RefSeq, a predicted model, not a curated record